Loa loa (African eye worm) is the source of this 722-nucleotide messenger RNA. RefSeq names its product Pin1-type peptidyl-prolyl cis-trans isomerase. The record is from RefSeq and is a predicted model, not a curated record. Gene Ontology annotation, cellular component: cytosol; nucleus. Bases 131 to 691 code for a protein of 186 amino acids. The transcript has 5 exons. Lineage: Eukaryota; Metazoa; Nematoda; Chromadorea; Rhabditida; Onchocercidae. Gene Ontology annotation, molecular function: protein binding; peptidyl-prolyl cis-trans isomerase activity.
AGAAGAGUUGGUGUCAAGCAUUUUUUCAGGCUUGUUGCACUUCAUCAUAACCUUUAUUUUAGUUUUUUCUGGAUACUUCGCAUUUUACAUAAAAUUCACGUAUUUAUUGCGGGUUAACGUGAAAUUUUCGAUGUCUUCGUCUAAUGAGCCAGAAAAAAAACGUAGUAGAUCGGAUGAUGUGGAUCAAAUUGAGGAGGAAGAGAAGGAAGCGAUAAAGGAAUUACCAAAAGGAUGGGAGAAACGAAUGAGUCGCUCAAAUAACAGGUUUUACUAUUUCAAUGUAUACACUGGUCGCAGUCAAUGGGAGCGACCUACAAAACCAGCUGAUCCGGCGCAAGCAAGCUUGAAUGAAGUACAUUGCGCACAUUUAUUAGUAAAACAUAAUGGUUCGAGGCGUCCUUCGUCUUGGCGCUCAGAUGUUAUUACACGAUCAAAGGAAGAUGCAAGGAAGAUUUUAAUUGGCUAUAGAAAGCAAAUUGAGGAGGCGUCUGAUAAAAAGUCAAAAUUGAGAGAAUUGGCGAAGGAAUUUAGCGAUUGUUCCUCAGCGAAGCGAGGUGGUGAUUUGGGGUUUUUCAAACGACGACAGAUGCAAAAAUCAUUUGAAGACGCCGCUUUUGCUCUUGGAGUCGGACAGUUGAGCGAUGUAGUUGACACUGAUUCGGGCUUACAUCUUAUUUAUCGAAUUGCAUGAUAAGCGAUCUCCUUAUUUAUCCCGUAUUAUA